Messenger RNA from Auxenochlorella protothecoides, 543 nucleotides. Its product is annotated as ADP-ribosylation factor 1. The transcript has 5 exons. Gene Ontology annotation, molecular function: GTPase activity; GTP binding. Bases 1 to 543 code for a protein of 180 amino acids. NCBI's taxonomy places the organism in Eukaryota, Viridiplantae, Chlorophyta, Trebouxiophyceae, Chlorellales, Chlorellaceae. Gene Ontology annotation, biological process: intracellular protein transport; vesicle-mediated transport. Gene Ontology annotation, cellular component: Golgi apparatus; cytoplasm. The record is from RefSeq and is a predicted model, not a curated record.
AUGGGGCUCUGGCUAUCUAGGCUCCUCUCGCUCUUUGGAGAUACAGAGGCACGGAUUCUGGUGCUGGGCCUCGACAAUGCCGGAAAGACUACAAUUCUAUACCGUCUCCAUGUGGGCGAGGUGGUGCAGACCAUUCCAACCAUUGGCUUCAAUGUCGAGACGGUGACCUACAAGAAUAUCAAGUUCCAAGUGUGGGACCUGGGCGGCCAGACCAGCAUUCGCCCCUACUGGCGGUGCUACUACCCGAAUACGCAAGCCAUCAUAUAUGUGGUAGACUCCUGUGAUGCGGACCGGCUGCCCACAAGUCGCGAGGAGUUCCAGGCCAUUCUGGCCGAGGAGGAGCUCAAGUCUGCCGCCAUUCUGAUCUAUGCCAACAAGCAGGACCUCCCGGGGGCCUUGAGCCAGGCGGAGGUCGCGGAGGGCCUGGGGCUGAGCAGCAUCAAGACGCGGGCAUGGUCCAUCUUCAAGACCUCUGCCAUCAAGGGUGAGGGCCUGUUCGAGGGGCUGGACUGGCUCUCAAUGACCCUCAAGUCAAAGAAGUGA